This is a messenger RNA of Leishmania major strain Friedlin, 384 nucleotides long. RefSeq lists its product as hypothetical. Lineage: Eukaryota; Euglenozoa; Kinetoplastea; Trypanosomatida; Trypanosomatidae. The coding region runs from base 1 to 384 and encodes 127 amino acids. The transcript has a single exon. The record is from RefSeq and is a predicted model, not a curated record.
AUGGAGCUCAACUCGUCAAAGGCGAAGGAAAGGGCUCACCACAAAUCGUUGAACCCGCAGGUGAACUCUGUCUGCCACUGCGCGCAUCUGAGGCUGAAGGGCCCGCUGCACGUCGAGAAGCUGCGCGAGCUGCUCAAGAGGGUGCGCACGACGGUGCCGGGCCUCAUCGAGCUUCACUUUGGCGAAAGCAUGAAUGUCUCCGCGAGCAGCGCCGACUCCGCUGAGGGCAACACGCACGCCCUUUUCAGCCGCCACCAGAACGGGCAGUACCUCAAAAUGUACAAGACCCACCCGGCCCACAUGGAUCUCAUGAACUAUCUAAUGAGCAGGGCAGAGCGCCCGGCGACAGUAGUCGACUUCGUCAACGUCGCUUCAAGCCUUUGA